This is a messenger RNA of Papaver somniferum (opium poppy), 952 nucleotides long. RefSeq lists its product as uncharacterized. Lineage: Eukaryota; Viridiplantae; Streptophyta; Magnoliopsida; Ranunculales; Papaveraceae. Bases 467 to 922 code for a protein of 151 amino acids. The transcript has 2 exons. The record is from RefSeq and is a predicted model, not a curated record. Gene Ontology annotation, molecular function: DNA binding.
GGAAAUCCGUUAACCGUUAGCCGAAUCCGAUUACCCGGUUGCCGUUACGUUUAGUUCCAUUAUAUCCGUUAUCCGUUACCGAUAAUGUAGCGGUUAAUUUUAUCCGACGGUGACGGCAACGAAAGACCUAUUUCCGUUAGCCUUAGUUCCGUUAACCGCUAACGUGUGCCUAGCACGUGUAACAUUCAUCUAUACCUAGGUUACUAUACUCGAAUGAACAUCAUUUUCAUCUUCUUCUGUUCUUCAACUCACAAACGAGAGAAGAAAAACUCACCCCUCAGUCGAUUAGAAAACUAGGGUCAUCUCCUUCCUUUCAAUUCGAGCAAAAUCAUCAUCUUCAUUCGAUUAGAAAACUAGGGUUAUCUUGUACUUUUUAUUUCGAGUUUAAUUUCAAUCCUAAAAACUAAAUUUUCAAUUUAGGGUUUCUGAAAAUUGAAAUUAGGGUUUUCAAUUCGUGAAAUUAAUCAUGACCCAAAGCGAAAGAGAAGCAUCCAAUUGCGUUGGUUCAUCAAAAAGAAGUCAUCCCUCUCAAUCACUUUCAGUUGCAUCUGAAUUACCUUCUGCAUCUCAAGUUCAACAAUCAGGAAUUCAAUCAACACCUGCUGCUGUUGCAACAGAAGAAGCAGUAGAAGAAAUAGAAGUAGAUGAAGAUCCAAUUAUAGCUGAAGCAAAGAAGAAACUGCGUGCAGUAAGGUCUGAUGUUUGGGAUGAUUUUGAAAGGUUAACUGAAAAGAAGAUGGUAAAAGGUAAGGAGAUUGGGAUACUUGUAGCUAAAUGCAAACAUUGUAAUAAGAGAAUGACUUCACCCAGUAGCCAAGGAACCAGCAAAUUGCAUUACCAUGCCAAAACUUGCCAAAAAAAGCCUGCAAACAAGAAAGGACAAACAAAGAUUACUACAGUCAGAACAGAAGUUGAGGACUAAGGAGGAAUGCAGUUGGCAUUGGCAGUGGAG